GGCCUUUGCAGAUGUUUUUUGGUCAUCCGGAGAAAAAUGAGCCUUGGCCUCUAGACCCAAUAAAGCAAACAUUCCUCCCAUGGAGACUAGCACUGGUUCCUAAGGACCUGAAGGGCCUGCAGCCCCAGGGGGAUUAGCCAAAAGCAGGCUUGUUUUCUGCUCAGAACAGAGUGGCUGCCCUGAACACAUCUUUCAUUAUGAUUCACACCAACCUGAAGAAAAAGUUCAGCUGCUGCGUGCUGGCCUUUCUCCUGUUUGCAGUCAUCUGUGUGUGGAAGGAGAAGAAGAAAGGGAGUUACUAUGAUUCCCUUAAGUUGGAAACAAAGGAAUUCCAGCUGUUGAGAGGUCUGGAGAAACAGGCUGUGACUUUGAGCAGCACUCAGAAGUCCCCCAGGGGCCGCCAGGCCCUCAGCAAUCCCCGGGGCCCAGCCAAGGCCAAGCCUGAGGUCUCCUUCCAGGUAUGGAACAAAGACAGCUCUUCCAAAAACCUCAUCCCCAGGCUGCAGAAGAUCUGGAGGAAUUAUCUGAAUAUGAACAAGUACAAAGUGUCCUAUAAGGGGCCAGGGCCAGGUGUCAAGUUCAGCGCAGAGGCCCUGCACUGCCACCUCCGGGACCAUGUGAAUGUCUCCAUGGUAGAGGCCACAGAUUUUCCCUUCAACACCUCUGAAUGGGAGGGUUUCCUGCCCAAGGAGAACAUCAGGACCAAGGCUGGGCCAUGGGGCAGGUGUGCAGUUGUCUCAUCAGCCGGAUCGCUGAAGUCCUCCCAGCUGGGCCGAGAAAUAGAUGAUCAUGAUGCAGUCCUGAGGUUUAAUGGGGCGCCCACAGCCAGUUUCCAACAAGAUGUGGGCACGAAAACCACCAUUCGCCUGAUGAACUCUCAGCUGGUCACCACUGAAGGGCGCUUCCUCAAAGACAGUCUGUACAACGAGGGAAUCCUAAUUGUGUGGGACCCUUCUGUUUACCAUUCAGAUAUCCCAAAGUGGUACCAGAGCCCCGACUACAGUUUCUUCGAGAACUAUAAGAGCUACCGAAAGCUGCAUCCCAACCAGCCCUUUUACAUCCUCAAGCCCCAGAUGCCUUGGGAGCUGUGGGACAUCAUUCAGGAAGUCUCCCCAGAGGAGAUUCAGCCCAACCCCCCAUCCUCUGGGAUGCUUGGUAUCAUCAUCAUGAUGACGCUAUGUGACCAAGUGGAUAUUUACGAGUUCCUCCCAUCCAAGCGCAAGACCGACGUGUGCUACUACUACCAGAAGUUCUUUGACAGUGCCUGCACAAUGGGCGCCUACCACCCACUCCUCUUUGAGAAGAAUCUGGUGAAACACCUCAACCAAGGCACAGACGAGGACAUUUACCUGCUGGGAAAAGCUACACUGCCUGGCUUCCGGAGAAUUCGCUGCUGAACAUCGGCUCCCUGCUCAGGUCCCCUAGCCCUUCUCCACCAAGUCUGGGCAGAUCACGUUCCUGAACAAUCCAGCCUGCACGGUGGGCCUUCUGUCAAGAAAAGCCUCAGGCUGCAGGAGUCCCAACAGCAAGCAGCCAGGUCCAGCCAGGUCCAGCCUGCCCCGUAGUUGCAGAGGUGUGUGAGCCCAAAGCCUCCCGCCACACACACAUACACACACAC
This is a messenger RNA of Odobenus rosmarus divergens (Pacific walrus), 1618 nucleotides long. It is a transcript of the gene ST6GAL1, whose product is annotated as ST6 beta-galactosamide alpha-2,6-sialyltranferase 1. NCBI's taxonomy places the organism in Eukaryota, Metazoa, Chordata, Mammalia, Carnivora, Odobenidae. The transcript is spliced from 6 exons. Gene Ontology annotation, molecular function: sialyltransferase activity. Bases 198 to 1397 code for a protein of 399 amino acids. The record is from RefSeq and is a predicted model, not a curated record.